Messenger RNA from Anoplopoma fimbria (sablefish), 1215 nucleotides. It is a transcript of the gene mrps16, whose product is annotated as mitochondrial ribosomal protein S16. Gene Ontology annotation, molecular function: structural constituent of ribosome. Bases 172 to 582 code for a protein of 136 amino acids. NCBI's taxonomy places the organism in Eukaryota, Metazoa, Chordata, Actinopteri, Perciformes, Anoplopomatidae. Gene Ontology annotation, cellular component: ribosome; mitochondrial small ribosomal subunit. The transcript has 4 exons. The record is from RefSeq and is a predicted model, not a curated record. Gene Ontology annotation, biological process: mitochondrial translation.
CCUGUUAAAACAUGGCCGCGCACUGACAAAUGUCACAUUUGUCCUGCUGCUGUAAACAUACAGUUAUUAACGUUGAUUUUAUCACCUGUCCAGCGCAUAAAAAAAGGCAAAAACUGGGGAGAUUUUGCUUCACUACGUUUAACAUCUGCAGAGGAUAAUCGAGCCAACACCAUGGUUCAUUUAUCAUCUCUCCUGCUUAAGAAGUACCAUGGAGGUUACGUUGUCCUCCGAUUGGCCCUUGCAGGCCACAAACAAGCAAACAGACCUUUUUAUCGAAUAGUGGCAGCUUACAACAAGAGGGCCAGAGAUGGAAAAUAUAUAGAGCAGCUGGGUACCUAUGACCCCCUCCCCAACAUCUACAAUGAGAAACUUGUCAGCUUCAACUUCGACCGAAUCAAGUACUGGAUCGGCUGUGGCGCACACCCUACGAAGCCAGUGGCCAAACUUCUAGGGUUGGCAGGAUUUUUCCCUCUCCAUCCAAUGACGAUAACUGAGGCAGAGCGUCAACGAGCACAAACACAGCUGAUAGCAACAGGAACAGAAGAGGGACUGCAGGAGGAACAGAAAGAGGCUGAAGUGUGAGAGUUAAAGCUGUGGCCUGUGUGUGUGACUGUCCAGGUCAAAAGGAUGUCACAGUUAUUUGGAGGGAACUGAUCUAUUUGUUUCCUGACUUGUUUGGUGGACUGCUUGAAGCAAUGUCAGAUGGCAUAUUGUAGUUCUAGUUACUCUAUUUGUCGCUAUGGACCAUUCUUAUUAAAACUGAUUCUCGAUAAAACGCAAUGGUUUCAGGUUAUGUCUAUGAGAGUGGAGUGCCAUGAAAGACAGUUGUGUGUAUUUACUGUUAUAUUUGACUUAAAUAAAACAUUUCAAUAUAAUUCCAUUUGGAUGAGGUUAAUAAGCUGAUUUUUUUUUCUAUCGUCCUCUGUCUUACAUUUUCAAGACCUUUAUGAAAAAAUGAUUUAUGAUACUUUGAACCUGACUUGUGAAGGGUGUUAUAAUUCCUUAUUUGUCUGUGUUCUUUCUUUUGAAAUGAAUAAAUAUUUAAUAGUCCCUAGCCUAUGCCAACAUAUAAAAUAAAUUACCUGGCUUUGUUGAGACUGUCUAUUGAGCUCCGCUGGCUCUCAGUGCCCGGGACAGUGCCGAAAUGACCCACACACCCUCUACACACACAAACGGCACUAGCCGUCUGACAAUAAAUCAAAGAAAUUCCUGUUG